AUGGCGCUAGCGACCUGGGCAGUGGCCCUUCUGAGACUUGUAUUGGCCUCGCGCGCCUUACGCCCUCAGCAGCAUCUCUGGCAGCUUGAGUCAGCGCCUGCGAUCGCACCGCCAGCGCGGAAGGCCGCAAAAGCGUCUAAGCUGGAAGUGAAGGCCGAUGUGCAGCCCAGAGGCCUGAUGAAGUCAUGGCUCAGCCACGAGCAAGCUGGUCUCCCGCCUUGCGACGAGCUGCCAGGGGACGGCAACCGCACGUUGGACUCGGCGCUCAACUUGAGCGCCUGCACUUGGCGUGCGAGUGGGGCGCAGGUGCUUCUGGGGGCGCCGCUGACCUUCCAAGGGGACUUGGUGCUCCAGGGCGAGCUGCAGAUCACAGGUGCUAAGGAGCUGGAUAGACCCUGCAUUACAGUGCUUGGGAACCUUACCCUCGUCGACGCGCGAGUCAGCUUCCUCAAUUGCAAGGAGCAGGUCCAGGUCUCGAACCUCGGAGGUGCCCUCUUCGUGCAGGAGGACCUGAGUGCCUUCAACAGCAGCAUCGCCUUCAAGAACUGCAGGGGAACAUCAGGUGGCGGCCUGCAUGCCAAAAGCUUCCUCCUAGAGCAGAGCAAGGCGGACUUCGACAACUGCACGGCGUCUAGCAUGAACGGCGGCGGCGGCGGCGCCUACAUCAAGGAGACCUUCCGCAUGAACGCCAACAGCUCCGCCAGCUUCCGCGGCUGCUCUGCAGAACUUGGCCGCGGCGGCGGCCUGCAUGCCGAAAGCUUCCUCCUAGAGCAGAGCAAGGCGGACUUCGACAACUGCACGGCGUCUGAAGUCAUGGGCGGCGGCGGCGGCGCCUACAUCAAGGAGACCUUCCGCAUGAACUUCAACAGCUCCGCCAGCUUCCGGGGCUGCUCUGCAGAACUUGGUGGCGGCCUGCAUGCCAAAAGCUUCCUCUUAGAGCAGAGCAAGGCGGACUUCGACAACUCCAUGGCGUCUGGCCUCUACACCGGCGGCGGCGGCGGCGCCCACAUCGUGGAGACCUUCCGCAUGAACAUAAACAGCUCCGCCAGCUUCCGGGGCUGCUCUGCAGAAAAUGGUGUCUUGGUGGCACGGAGCUCCAGGGGAAAGGUCUGGUGA
Molecule: messenger RNA, 1116 nt
Organism: Symbiodinium natans
Lineage: Eukaryota; Dinophyceae; Suessiales; Symbiodiniaceae
Source: the annotation of a GenBank genome assembly